UCCGAGUCGUGUCGUCAUCAGCCAGCGACUUUUCUCCAGGCCUGUCGUCGCACGGAAUUGUACCACCAGUAACAAAAGACAUGGCUCCAUCUCCUACUAAGCGCAAGGAAGAGGAGAAAACUAAAGAUCGAGCUAAGGAAAAAUCUGCCGGCAAGGACGGCGAAAAGGACAGAGGACGUGAGAAAGCGAAGAAGCGCCGCAGCGCCUCCACUGGAAGCAGCAGCAGCAGGUCCCGAUCGAGCUCCUCUUCCAGCAGCAGUUCAGGUUCCAGCUCGGGCUCAUCCAGCGGCUCCAGCUCGUCCGGAAGCAGCCGCUCUGGCUCCUCCAGCUCGCGAUCCUCCUCCUCGUCCAGCUCCUCAGGCUCGCCCAGCCCCAGCCGCCGGCGCCACGACGCCCGCCGCCGCUCCCGCUCAGCGUCGAAAACACAGAAGAGGGGAGAAGAAAAGGAUAAGGAGAAAGAUAAAGAAAAAGAGAGGAGGAAAAGAACCCCCAGCCCCAAACCAACCAAGGUUCACUUGGGGCGGCUGACCAGGAAUGUCACCAAGGAUCACAUCCAGGAGAUCUUUGCCACCUACGGCAAAAUCAAGGCGGUGGAGAUGCCGAUGGAGAGGCAGGUCCCGCACAUGUCCAAGGGCUUCGCGUACGUCGAGUACGAGAGCCCCGAAGAGGCCCAGAAGGCUCUCAAGUACAUGGACGGAGGUCAGAUUGAUGGACAGGAAAUCACAGCGGCCGCCGUGCUGCCCCAGAGGGUCCGUCCUCCGCCCCGUCGCCUGUCUCCCCCUCGCAGAAUGCCCCCUCCCCCGCCCAUGUGGCGACGCAGCCCACCCCGCAUGAGGAGAAGGUCCCGCUCUCCGAGGAGGCGUUCGCCAGCCCGCCGCCGCUCUCGUUCCCGAUCACCCGGUCGCAGGCGUCAUCGCUCUCGCUCCAGCUCUAACUCAUCCAGAUAAAAAUCUUCGAAUGCUAUUUCUUCUUUUUUUAUUAUUGCAAAUUUACAACAAGAAAAAAAAGUUGUAAAACAUGUUGUCCUCUUGGGAUUUUUUUUUUCUGUCAGUACAAGUUUCUUGUAAAUUCUGUUGGUUCUGAUGAGUCCAAUGAGACGAUGAUCCUUUUUACUCUGUAUUGACUUUUAGAGUUUGAAAAAUAAAACUUAUGAAACAUUA
This is a messenger RNA of Syngnathus typhle (broad-nosed pipefish), 1160 nucleotides long. Its product is annotated as RNA-binding protein with serine-rich domain 1-like. Gene Ontology annotation, molecular function: RNA binding. Gene Ontology annotation, cellular component: ASAP complex; cytoplasm; nucleoplasm. Gene Ontology annotation, biological process: mRNA splicing, via spliceosome. The coding region runs from base 81 to 947 and encodes 288 amino acids. The record is from RefSeq and is a predicted model, not a curated record. NCBI's taxonomy places the organism in Eukaryota, Metazoa, Chordata, Actinopteri, Syngnathiformes, Syngnathidae. The transcript has 7 exons.